AUGCCCAACACCACCAACUGUUUCAUGGUCGGCCCGGCGCCCUCCCAGGCGCUGGCUUUCCAGGAGCGGCUCUUCCAGCACGCCAACGCGCCGGCCGUCAUGCGGAAGACCCCCCAAAGGCAGGGCCCCUCUUUUCCUCGUGCCGUUACCGGUUGUGUUCGGAUCAAACUUGGACCCACCAUUGUUUUCCCCUACAGAAAAGACUACACUCAAGAGAUACAAAGAGUGGAACUGGACAGCAUCAUUCUCACCUGUCCUGAAACUUCAGACACUGGCGGGCUGCUGCUCGGGGGCAACGUGCAGAGGCGGGUGCAGAGCCGGCGGAGGCAGGCGUGCAGCUCGGCGUGCGACGGAGCCCAGCCCCUGCAGCCGGGCGGGUACUUCACGGUGUGCGGGAAGUGCAGCGCGCCCAGCGAGAACCACGGCAGUUGCCGGAACUGCGGGAACCCCCUGGCGUUCGGGAACCCCCUGGCGUGUGGGAACCCCCUGGCGUGCGCCGCCCCCCUGACGGAGCCCUGCCACCCGGCGCUGGCCCGGCCGCCCAUCCACCCGCCCCCCCCGGGACCGGACCCCCCGCACUUCUUCCAACCUUUUUACAGCCCCCCGCCCACCGUCAGAGCGCCCCAGGCCAACGGCGUCGCCGGCAGGCCCUGCCUCCUGUCGUCCAAUCCGCAGGGAGGGGGCGUGGCCAGCUUCGGCACGCCCGCGGACAAGGCCUUCAGGGGCAGGAGGCAGCCGGGGACCAGACAGGAAGCUGCCGACACCAUCGUGCUCUCCAGUGAUGAGGAGGAGGACGAGGAAGGCACAUGCAUCGCCAGCAGGAUAGACAGCAUCUCGCCUUGCCCGGCUGACUCCGCCCACUCCUCGCCGGUGCCCGCCGCGGGCCGCGUGGAGACGGCCAUGAAGGACGGCUCGGAGUGGGAGGACGUCACCAGCGACUACUUCACCGACAUCAACGCGCGGAUCACGGUGCCCAGGAAGACGCGCAUGAAGGACCCGUCCGGGAAGCACGUGCCGGAGAGCUGCAGCUUCAAGCGGAGAAAGGUGCUGCUGGUGAGCCCGGUCCACACCUGCGUGAGGAACCACGCGGUCAAGCCCGACAGCAUAGUGCUGGACUGCCGGAGCGUGCGGCUGGGGACGCUGCGCCGCAUGGUCACCAAACCCGUCAUCUUUUCGCCUGAAUGCUUCCACAUUGAAACUGAAGCUCCCAAAGUGGACGUGCUGGAGAAGGUGGAGCUGAGGGGGUCGGAGCUGACGGGCUGCGAGUGGUGCUGCGUCCGCAAGCUCCCCACCCUCUUCCUCCAGACCACCCCCGCCGAGUGCCUCCGCCUCCGCACCCAGCUCAACAUGUCCCGUGACAACGGAGGGGUUUGGUACGACUGCAAGAGCACAGAUCCAGACGAGACGCACAUCGUCCUGAUAUUCGAAAAGGGGCUGUCCAUACAGGAGGAGGUCCUGCUGGAAGAAAUACUGAAGGAAAUCGGAAAGGCCAACAAGCUUAAAGGUUUUCCUACCAGGCUCCCCUUCCAGGAGGCCAAUGCCAGGCUUGUGCGCUACAAUAACCAGGCUAGAGAGAAGAAGACGGGUCAGAAGUCCGUUCAGAAGACGGUCCAGAAGACCGCUCCUUCUAACGACCAGCACUGCGUCCGCGCACCCCCUCCGCCCUGCCCUCCGUCCCCCGUGCCUCAGCCAGCCGCCGAGCCCGCCACGCACACGCACACGCGCACGUCCACGCGCCUCGCCCCCGCCACACACUGCUGCCUUGACGACCAGGACGAGGACUCGACGGAGCUCCCCCCUGCCUUCACCGGGCCGGUGGAAAAAAUAAUGGUGUACCCCCCACCUCCAGCCAAAGGGGGAAUAGUUGUGACGAACGAGGACCUCCACUGCCUCAACACAGGAGAGUUCCUGAACGACGUCAUCAUCGACUUUUAUUUAAAGUAUUUCGUUUUGGAGAAGUUGAGAAAAGAAGACGCUCAUAGGAUUCACGUGUUCAGUUCCUUCUUUUACAAGCGACUGAACCAGAGGGAGAGGAAGAGCGGAUCGGACUGUAGCCAUUUACCGAUGCAGAAGAAGAAGCACAAUAGGGUGAAAACGUGGACGCGUCACGUGGAUCUUUUUCAGAAGGACUUCAUUUUCGUUCCCAUUAACGAGUCGGCUCAUUGGUUCCUGGCUGUUAUCUGCUUUCCUGGUCUGGACGGGCCCCGGUUUGAGCCCAACCCCCUGUAUCAGGUACCGGGGUCUGUCCCAGCACACUGCUCCCUGGCCCAUCAGCAGCUGAGCGGGAUGGGGUGGGGGCAGUCGACAGGGUAUUCGGAGAGGCCCUACCCCGGCAUGCCCACCCCCCACUGCCUCAGGGCCCCCUGCUUCAACCCCAUGGGCGCCUACGCUGAGCCUUCCAUGUCCUGGGACUGUGGCAGGGAGGACAUGGUGCCUAUCGGAAGCCACAUGGAUGGUUUGCACAGACUCGCAAUGUGUGAGAGCAGCGCUCGCGAUGCGUACCAGUUCCCUGAUGACCAAAGCUCGUGCGAGGACGACAGCAGUGAGGAUGGAAUGCUGGACAUCGGUGGCCCGGACGGUUCCAGAAACGCGGAAUGGACCUCGAGACCCACCAUCUGUAAACAGCCCUGUAUUCUCAUUAUGGACUCAUUGCGAGGACCUGGAAGGUCCACUGUGGUCAAGACGCUACGAGAGUACCUGGAGGUGGAGUGGGAGGUGAGGAAGGGGACCCGGAGGAGUUUUGGGAAGGAGGUGAUGAGGGGCUCCAGCCCCCGUGUCCCGCAGCAGGACAAUUUCAGCGACUGCGGGGUCUACGUCCUGCAGUACGUAGAGAGCUUCUUCGAGAACCCCAUCCCCAGCUUCCAUCUGCCCAUGAACCUGAUGGAGUGGUUUCCACAGCAACGGAUGAAGAGGAAGCGGGAAGACGUGAAAGAGCUGAUCCUGCUGAUCCAGAGCCUGCAGCAAACGGACCCGCUGUGUCAGGGACACUACCUGAGCGCUGAUCCAGGAUCAGUAGCCAACUAUUCCACAGGACCGUGGGCCCCCUGGGGACUCUGAUGAUCCACCAUCGGCUGGAGAGAGACCCACGGGGGGCGGGGGCGGGGGAGCGCGGGGAACACUGAUCCGGGGUCAGCCGCCCGGCACCUGGUCUGCAGAACCUCAGCGCGGGCUAACGGGACUUUUACUCCCGCGUCGCGUUCCUGAGCCGGCCACCAGUAGGCACGGUCCGGUCCGGUCCGGUCUGGUCCAGUCCGGUCCGGCCGCAGAACCGGCCGACGCCUACGAAGGUUCUUAACUGCUGGAUUCAUCUUGUUCUUUGUUUCUUUAAGUAAAAAAAGGCAAUGUUUUGUUUCCUCCCUGUGGCCUGGGAGAACAUGUGAAGCUGUAGUUAAUAAAGUAUGUACAUAUGUUGGA
Molecule: messenger RNA, 3414 nt
Organism: Anguilla rostrata (American eel)
Lineage: Eukaryota; Metazoa; Chordata; Actinopteri; Anguilliformes; Anguillidae
Gene: senp6b
Product: SUMO specific peptidase 6b
Exons: 19
Coding region: 1-3057 (1018 amino acids)
Biological process (GO): regulation of spindle assembly; protein desumoylation; regulation of kinetochore assembly
Cellular component (GO): nucleus; cytoplasm
Molecular function (GO): SUMO-specific endopeptidase activity
Source: RefSeq, a predicted model, not a curated record